AUGUGCUUGACAGCACAUGCCGUUUGGCUUGUCUUAGAACUCACUUAUUACUGGUCGGUAAAGAUUUUUAGUUCAUUGGUCGACAUUUGUUUUGUGUGCCUUGGGUACAUUGAGGAGUCGUCUGGUCAAAAGCAGUCAAGUCACGAUGAUGGGAAGAAAAGUGGAAAGGCGAAAAAGAGGGAAUUUGAGCCUCCAAUUCCGACCAGAAUGGGGAAGCACAAGCGAUCUAAGGGGCCUGACACGGCUAACAAGCUCCCACAGGUUACGCCUCACACCAGAUGCAAACUCCGUUUGUUAAAAUUUGAACGGAUUAAGGACUAUUUAUUGAUGGAAGAGGAGUUCAUCAAAAACCAAGAACGUCUCAAAACAGAUGAGGAGAAAAAUGAGGAGGAGAGGUCAAAGGUCGACGAUCUUCGAGGCACUCCGAUGUCUGUGGGCACUCUUGAGGAGAUAAUUGACGAUAAUCACGUCAUCGUGUCAACUUCAGUUGGCAGCGAACAUUAUGUUAGCAUCCUUUCUUUCGUUGACAAAGGGAUACUCGAACCUGGUUGCUCGGUUCUUCUAAACCACAAAGUUCAUGCCGUUGUUGGCGUUCUCACAGACGAUACAGAUCCCAUGGUGACAGUGAUGAAACUUGAGAAAGCUCCUCAGGAAACUUACGCUGACAUUGGUGGGCUGGACGCACAAAUUCAGGAGAUUAAAGAGUCCGUUGAACUUCCCUUAACCCAUUCUGAGCUCUAUGAAGAAAUGGGCAUCAAACCUCCCAAAGGUGUCAUCCUCUACGGUCCUCCUGGAACAGGUAAAACCCUUCUGGCUAAAGCUGUUGCCAACCAAACGUCUGCUACCUUUCUUCGCGUUGUUGGUUCGGAAUUAAUUCAAAAAUAUCUCGGUGACGGUCCGAAACUCGUUCGAGAGCUCUUUCGUCUGGCGGAAGAAAAUGCACCAAGUAUCGUCUUCAUAGAUGAGAUCGAUGCAGUAGGAACAAAACGGUACGACUCGAACUCAGGGGGUGAACGAGAAAUCCAACGUACUAUGUUGGAACUACUCAAUCAGUUGGAUGGUUUUGAUUCGCGUGGCGAUGUCAAGGUCAUAAUGGCGACGAAUAGGAUUGAAACCCUCGAUCCUGCGCUUAUUAGACCAGGCAGAAUUGAUCGCAAGAUUGAGUUCCCCCUACCGGACGAGAAAACAAAGAGACGUAUCUUUACCAUUCACACGAGUAGAAUGACUCUUGCUGAAGAUGUUAAUUUGGAGAACUAUGUCACCUCUAAAGAUGAACUUUCCGGCGCCGAUAUUAAAGCCAUGUGUACGGAGGCAGGAUUGUUGGCACUGCGUGAGCGUCGAAUGAAAGUGACAAACGCGGAUUUCGAGAAGGCUAAGGAGAAUGUUCUUUAUCGGAAGAGUGAGGGAACACCAGAAGGUCUUUAUUUGUAA
Molecule: messenger RNA, 1431 nt
Organism: Echinococcus granulosus
Lineage: Eukaryota; Metazoa; Platyhelminthes; Cestoda; Cyclophyllidea; Taeniidae
Product: 26S protease regulatory subunit 4
Exons: 7
Coding region: 1-1431 (476 amino acids)
Biological process (GO): proteasome-mediated ubiquitin-dependent protein catabolic process
Cellular component (GO): proteasome regulatory particle, base subcomplex
Molecular function (GO): proteasome-activating activity; ATP hydrolysis activity; ATP binding
Source: RefSeq, a predicted model, not a curated record